AUGAUUGCCAACCUACUAUUCACUCCGUCCAUCUGGCUCCGGUUGGCCCUGGCGUUUGUGGUAUCCAGGCUGGCUUUGAGCGACCCACGAUGGCAAGAUGCUGCUGCUCUUUGCAUUGUGAAACUUUUGUGGAUAUGGGCAGAGAACAUGGACAUGUGUGCAUGA
This is a messenger RNA of Parastagonospora nodorum SN15, 165 nucleotides long. RefSeq lists its product as hypothetical. NCBI's taxonomy places the organism in Eukaryota, Fungi, Ascomycota, Dothideomycetes, Pleosporales, Phaeosphaeriaceae. The coding region runs from base 1 to 165 and encodes 54 amino acids. The record is from RefSeq and is a predicted model, not a curated record. The transcript has 2 exons.